Acanthochromis polyacanthus (spiny chromis) is the source of this 9364-nucleotide messenger RNA. RefSeq names its product eph receptor A4b (gene epha4b). Gene Ontology annotation, molecular function: transmembrane-ephrin receptor activity; protein binding; ATP binding. NCBI's taxonomy places the organism in Eukaryota, Metazoa, Chordata, Actinopteri, Pomacentridae. Gene Ontology annotation, cellular component: plasma membrane; neuron projection. Gene Ontology annotation, biological process: protein phosphorylation; cell surface receptor protein tyrosine kinase signaling pathway; axon guidance. The transcript is spliced from 19 exons. The coding region runs from base 218 to 3172 and encodes 984 amino acids. The record is from RefSeq and is a predicted model, not a curated record.
CUAGUCUCCGCAGGCCUCUACAUCACCCCCGGAGCCAGGCGGCUGAUUGACAGGCCUUGGCUGACUGGACCCUCCUUCCCAGCUUCUCCUCCUCCUCUCCCUCUCUCUCUCCUUGCCUGCCCUCUCCUCUGCUCCCUCUCUCCUCAAUCGCAAGGCUGCGCUCAACGACUCGACACCGCCAACAGGGAUGCAGCGAGGGCGCAGCGCAGCCUGAAAAAUGGCACCACCACGCGUCCUGUGGAUCUAUCCAUCCCUCUCCCUCCUGUCCUCCCUGCUUCUUUUUCACGCGUUGUCGCCGUGCCGAGCCUUACGGAAUUACCCGGAGAAUGAAGUUACAUUGCUGGACUCCAUGUCAGCCUUGGCCGACCUCGGCUGGGAGGCUUAUCCUAAUGAGGGGUGGGAAGAGAUCAGUGUGAUGGAUGAGAGGAACACCCCGAUGAGGACCUAUCAGGUGUGCAACGUCAUGGAAGCCAACCAAAACAACUGGCUGAGGACGCGCCACAUCAGCCGGGAAGGAGCUCAGCGCGUCUACAUCGAGAUCAAGUUCACCCUGAGAGACUGUAACAGCCUGCCCGGCGUUCCCGGCACCUGCAAAGAGACAUUCAACAUGUACUACUAUGAAUCCAACAAUGCCAAUCUGUGGUUCAUCAAAGAGAGCCAGUAUGUGAAGAUUGAUACUAUUGCUGCUGAUGAAAGUUUUACACAGGUGGAUGUUGGUGAUCGUGUGAUGAAGCUGAACACGGAGGUGCGGGACAUCAGCAACCUGAGUAAAAAAGGUUUCUACUUGGCCUUCCAGGACCUGGGUGCCUGCAUCGCUCUGGUCUCAGUUAGGGUCUUCUACAAGAAGUGUCCGCUCACUGUGCUUAACUUGGCCCAGUUCCCCGACACAAUAACGGGUGGAGACACGGCGCUGGUCGAGGUCCAUGGUGUGUGUGUGAAUGCCUCCGAGGAGUUUGAAGCUCCCAAGAUGUACUGCAGUGCGGAUGGAGGCUGGCUGGUUCCCAUCGGGAGGUGUGUGUGCAAACCGGGCUUCGAGGAGAACAAGGACGUCUGCCAACCGUGCAGACCUGGAACCUACAAAGCUUCGGCCACAGAUGCCUACUGCACCAAAUGCCCUCCUCACAGCUCGUCGCCGCAGGAGCAAGCCGUCGAGUGCAUUUGCGAGAAAGGUUUCCACCGCGCUGAGAGUGACCCACGCUCAAUGGCCUGCACACGUCCUCCAUCAGCUCCAGAGAACCCCAUCUCGACAGUGAACGAGACCUGCGUCACCUUGGAGUGGUCGCCACCCAGAGACACAGGAGGCAGAGGAGACAUCACCUACAGCCUCCACUGCAGGAAAUGCUCCGGUGAUGGCAAAAAGUGCACACCAUGUGGGAGCAGCGUCCAUUUUGUUCCCAGACAGAUCGGUCUGUCAUCGGCCACCGUGUUGGUCACCGACCUGCAGCCCGACUCCAACUACAGCUUCACCAUAGAGAGCCAGAACGGAGUGUCAGACUUGAGUCCAACACCAAGAGGAACGGUAGUCAUAAAUGUGACAACGUCGCAAACAGUGAGCGUUGUGUUGAAGGAAAGGCGGAGCAAGGACAGUGUGACUUUGGCCUGGCAGGGACCUGAGAGACCCAAUGGAGCGAUAGUGGAGUAUGAGGUCAUCUACUAUGAGAAGAACCAGCGGGAGCAGAACUACACAGUUCUGAAGACUCGCUCCAACAUGAUGACAGUGGACGGGCUGAAGCCUGGGACUACCUACGUGUUCAGGGUCAGGGCUCGAACCGACGGGGGCUAUGGGAGCUACGGUGGAGAGAUUGAACUGGAGACCAGCCACGAAGAUGUUCUGGCCAUCGGGGAUCCUAACCAGUCCACUAUUCUGGCUGUGUCCAUCGCUGGGGGAAUUGUUCUCCUCAUCUUCCUGGUGACCUGCUUCGUUGUCAGCGGAAGGCAUUGUGGAUAUAUCAAAGCCAAGCAGGACCCUGACGAAGAGAAGAUGCAAUUCCAACAUGGUCGAGUCAAGCUUCCAGGCAGCAGAACUUACAUCCAUCCUCACACAUACGAAGACCCCAACCAGGCCGUCAGAGACUUUGCCAAAGAGAUAGAUGCUUCCAAUAUUCGCAUAGAAAGAGUCAUUGGAGCUGGAGAGUUUGGGGAAGUGUGCAGUGGGCGACUUCGUGUGCAGGGGAAGAGGGAGAUCUAUGUGGCCAUCAAGAGUCUGAAGGCCGGAUACUCGGACAAACAGAGGAGGGACUUUUUGUCUGAGGCCUCCAUCAUGGGCCAGUUCGACCACCCGAACAUCAUAAGGCUGGAGGGUGUCGUCACAAGAUGUAAGCCAGUGAUGAUCAUAACGGAGUUCAUGGAGAACGGAUCUCUGGACACUUUCCUCAAGAAACACGACGGCCAGUUUACAGUGAUCCAGCUGGUCGGCAUGCUGCGGGGCAUCGCCUCAGGUAUGAAGUACCUGUCAGACAUGAGCUACAUUCACCGAGACCUGGCAGCACGAAACAUCCUGGUCAACAGCAACCUGGUGUGCAAAGUGUCUGACUUUGGCUUGAGUCGAGUUCUGGAGGACGAUCCAGAGGCCGCCUACACGACAAGGGGCGGAAAGAUCCCCAUCAGAUGGACGGCUCCAGAGGCCAUAGCCUACAGGAAGUUCACUUCAGCCAGCGAUGUGUGGAGUUAUGGUAUCGUCAUGUGGGAGGUGAUUUCAUACGGAGAGAGACCCUACUGGGAGAUGUCCAACCAGGAUGUGAUCAAAGCAAUAGAUGAGGGCUACCGUCUCCCUGCUCCCAUGGAUUGUCCUGUGGUGUUACACCAGCUCAUGUUGGAUUGCUGGGAGAAGGGGCGCAGCGACAGGCCAAAGUUUGGACAGAUUGUCACAAUCCUGGACAAACUCAUCAGGAACCCAGCCAGUCUCAGAGAGCUGGCCAACAGCUCAGUAUGCAGGGAGGACCCGUCCACCCCGGAGUUCAGCGUGAGCACGGUGGAUGAGUGGUUGGAGGCCAUCAAGAUGGGCCACUAUAAGGAGAAUUUUUCCAGUGCUGGAUAUGUCAGCUUGGACUCUAUCCUUUACAUCAGUGUCAGUGAACUAGCUAAGAUGGGUGUGACGCUGGCUGGCCACCAGAAGAAGAUUUUGUCCAGUGUGCAAAGCCUGCAGACCCAGGGGACGCACGUCCAAGUAUAACAGUUUCCACAUAAACACAGACAGAGUCAAACUGGAUGCUCCUGUGAAGAGUUUCCACACUGACAUGGAGCUGUAAUGGAUACUCUGUGCUUGGGCCUCCAUUGAUUAUGAGACACACUGAGAUGGAGCCAACAUGGACGCUUGACUCCUUCACCUUCUCGCAGUCCCCCCCACCAUUCUUCCCGUCCUCGAUGGGCACUACUGGCUUUAGCACUCAAAGUCCCAGCAACACGAUCACCAUUAUGGAGCAAGAGAGACACAUUUCCAACAACAAGGCCACACUUAGAGCAUCCCAGACAGUUUCACAUCAUAUCAGUUCAACAAAACAAGAAAAAAAAAGACUUAACAAAAGAAAUGACAAAAAAAAUUAGAAUAUAAUAUCAUCACUGUCUGUGAGGUGUACAGUUGGUUUUUACUGUCAUUUUGUUUGUUUUGACUUUUCACCUUGAAGAGUUUAAAAAGGGUCAGAAGAUAUGUAUGUGUAGAUAUGUGUAGAUAUAUGUUUAUACGGGCUGUGUGUCCCACAACCGUAGAGAUGGACCUAACGUUUGUAUUGGUGGUGAGGUUUAUAUUGCUCAAACUUAACCAGAGUUAUUGCCCAGUACAUACAGUAUAUGGCCCCUUACUUUGCUCUCUGUACACAGAAAGCCAAUGAAUGAGCCGAGAUUCUGAAUGACAUGAAUGUGUGGGGAGAGGGCAUCAGAAAAACUGGACCUUUAAAGAUAGAGAGGGAUGUAGACUUUGCUAGCUUGUUUAGGAUGGAAGUAUGAUUUGCUUAAAUAGUGUAUUUGACCUGAACAAGGGCUUCCUUAGUGACUGCUCUCAGAUACUUCCAUAGCAACUGGACCCAGUGCACCAGUCUGCGUGCACUUAAAUUACAACUGACUGCAAAGAAAUGGCAGAAAUUGCUUCAGGUGCAGUUAGCACAGAGAAAAUUUUACUCUUCCACUGUUUUUCCCCAAACAACAUUGUCUGUUACAGGUGAUACAGCAUGAUGUUGUCAGGAAUAUCUCAGCCCAAAAGUUUGCCUUCCCUUUCAGGUGUGUUUAGAAAGUUAUAGCGUUUUGUGUAGAGCAAAAGUGACACAAAGGUCAGGAUAGAGUUGACACUGUUAAGAACGUAUAACUUGUUUUUCCAGUGUUGUGCCAUGUACAGUAACCUUGAGAUGUCCAUCUAGCCAUAACAUACCACCAUUCCAGCUGUAUGCUUUCCUUUCAUCAGCUUUCAUGUCUGGAUGGUUACACAAGGCCAGUCACAAUAAUUACAGUGUUUUGUGUUUUCCAAAUAGUCUGCUCGAUGAAAAGGAGCAUUGGAAUGGAGCCUUUUUCAGCAAGAUGAAACAUACACAGUGUUGAUUUUCAGAUGUGCCACCACAAGAGGGGAAAUUUUACUUGAUUUGUAUGUCUGGUAGUGUCUCACUUUAUUGUUAUCAGUCAUAACAAACCUAUUUGGAGCAUCCCUUGUUUCAAACCAAUAACGCAAAUUGACAAAACAACGUUUACAGCAAGAAGCAAAUAAAUGUGUUUGUUGGUUUUCCGUUAACAGAAGGAAACUGCUGCUUAUCACAUUAAAAACACAGUUAGAUAUGAAGGGACCCUCAUUGUGUACACUGUAUCAAUGGCACUGAACCUGCUUUUAGUGUAUUCCCAAAACCAAUUUUAAUAUAUGUGGUACUCUAUAGGACCAAGAGUGGCAUAAAGUACAGUAUAUAUGAUUGUAUCAUAGUGUAAAAUAUGUACAGUGUUGAUUUCCAAUGUUAGAAUGUUUGUAAUGAUAACAAUGAUGAUGACUAUGAUGUACUUUUAUUGUGAAAAAGAGAUUUCUGAAGUACUAGUUCAGGGUCGGGUCAUAUAGGAGAAAAGUGAAGGGAGGUGAUUCGUUGGUCUGAACAAAGGAAUGUAGCAUGGUGCAAAGCUUCAGCUUUGUUUGACAGGUGACAGUGACUGCAGUUUCUACUAUAGCGUUAGAAUGAGUAGAAUGGACUUUCGUUAUUGAUACAAAGGCUUCAUGUGCAUAUCUACCUUAAACAGUAAUUACAUGCACUUUUUAACCCUGUCUCUGCUUACAACACAGUUUUUUAAAGAUGCUUGUUCGGAAGAGGAAGGGAGGGAGGGAGGAGGAAUAAAAUAAGGGAAAACUAAUUUCUAUCUGAUAUCACAAACUGAACACUGGCGAAAGCUUAGCUUAUCAAAGGAGACCUAGGCUCAGCAGAUUGGCAUUUCUCCGCAUGCUGAAGUGGUGUGCAUGGAGUAAAAGUGAGCGCAUUUAAAAUGGUUAUAUUUUUCCGCCUUACCGAAACCACAACACUAGCGCAAAUGUGUAAGGAAUGGAUUACACAGCAUCCUUAUCUGCUAUUGUAAGCUCCAACUGUUGGCAUGUCUGCUAGCUUUGCAAGUAAGUGUUACUUCCAAGGUCAAACAUGUCAUUUACUAACUAGCUUAGAGUAGUUUCUUUGGCUACAGAUUAUGUCCAAACCAGUACAUGAAAACAACAAUACAUUAAACAAGUCACCUGGAAACAUCAAAAACUCAGCCCGAAGACACCAUUUUUAGCUAAUUAAUUUCACCAAAGUUAGUCUAAAUAAUUAUCUAUCAGCAGUGGACAAAAUUUGCCUAUAUUAUAGUCAUUUAAGCCAGUACUUUGCUAAUUUGAAAUAAAAAUUCUACCUCUAUCAGACAUCUAGGACCCACUGUUACAUAAAGAUAAUUUUUUUAGAUAAAUCUGCCACAAUACUUACCUAUAUCAACCAUAUGUACACUACCAGUCAAAUGUUUUUCAACACCAAUUUUUUUCAAUUUUUUUAUUGGAAAUUAUGCAUGUUUAUGUCCAAUUGUCCUCUGAAAUGAAAGCAUGGAACAAAAAAAAUUAAGUUAAAAAAAUCAUUUAGAAACCAUUCUAAAGAUUUGACUCAAAGUAGCCACCUUUGGCAGAUAUAACAGUUGAACACACUUGUGGCAUUCUUUCCACAGUGGAAAUCAAAUAUUCUUCAGAAAGUUCCUCCCAACUGUGUUGCAGAAGUUCCCAUAAAUGUGGUACUUGUAGGUUGUUUUGCUUUCACUCUUCUGUCCAGUUAUUCCAAAACCAGCUCCAUGGGGGUUAAGUCUGGAGACUGUGCUGGCCACUCCAUGUUUUCCAGCUUAACAUCUUGUUCUUUUUUCCUAAGGUAGUUCUGGCAUAGCUUGGACUUAUGUUUUGGGUCAUUAUCUUGUUGUAGAAUGAACACCUGAGCCACUAGGAACAUGCCAGAGGGUACCGCAUGGCGCUGCAGAAUGCUGUGGUAGCUGUUUUGGUUCGGGGUACCUCUCACUUUGUACAAGUCACUGAUCCUGCAUUCAGCAAAACAGCCCCAGACCAUCACGCUUCCGCCUCCAUGUUUGACAGUUGAUGUCACACACUGAGGAACCGUCCAUUCACCUACUCCAUGGCGUACAAAAAUCCUCUGUGAUGAACCAAAGAUUUCAAAUUUUGAUUCAUCAGUCCAUAAUACCUUCUUCCAGUCUUCAGUGGUCCAUUGAUGGUGUUUCAUGGAUUAGGCAAGCCUCUUUCUUUUUCAGAUGUCUUAGCAAUGGCUUUCUUGCUGCAACUCAACCUGCUGAAUCUGCAACUUGAAGUCUUUCUUCACAGUUGAAGCUAAGACUUGCUUACUACGACAGCUAUUAAGCUGUACUUGAAGCUGUUGUCCUGUGAGUCGCCCAUCACCAAGCUGUUGACUCUCAGGAACUUGUCUUCUGAUUCUGUUGUGACUUUGAUUCCUGUCAAAGUUUCUCCCAGUUUCGGAGUGACUUUUGAUGGUGAAGAAAACUGUACUCACUGACACCUUGACUUUCUUUGCAAUUUUCCUGUAGGAAAGACCUACAUUUUUAGGUGGUUUGAUGGUCUGUCUCUUCUAUUGUUAAUUGCCUUUUCCUCGAUAUUUUUAUGUUGUAAAAGAAUCAAGAAAAGUUGGGACAUCUGUAGGAUUUGGUAGCACCAACUUUCAAGGCUUGAUCAACCUCCAUUGCUGGAGAUCAUCUUUAAAUUGUUAACCCAUUUCCUGUUCGGUAGUGUCUACAGAUACGGACCCGUACCCGUAGCCUGUGGCCUACGGAUACGGCACUUUCCCUUACCAUAAAUAUUAAUGAGACGCACAUAAAUAUUAAUGAGCCGGCUGAUGAACGCGCUUUGUGAUUGGCUGGUAAUCCGACGGACAUAAAUAUUAAUGAGCCGGCUACGCUGAUGAAGGCGCUUCCGUGAUUCGAGGUGAAUCUGCGGAAUGAAUGGCGUAACCAACAGCCAGCAAACGACAAGUAUUUUUUACCUUCAAAAGUAGCGACAGACUAUUACAUAUUAACAACCUAAACAAAACCCUGACGUAUUUUCUGCGUCUGUCAACACAGACCCUGUCACAGUCACUUUAAUGUUAGCGGACUCUGUUGAAUGGCUAAUUUACAUCACCACAAACAAAUCUCACAAUAUCACAGUAAAUCGAGUUUGUGGUUUUUUUUAAUUCAUGCCGAAUUAAAGAGCUGCUCCUCACCAUUCACGAGUGUUUGUUUCAUAUUCGACAUCCUUAAUUUUAUCUUGUAAAUUAGCGUCCGAAAUUAAAUGGGAACAUUUGCAAUGGAGUUCGUCAGCCGCUUCCACCACUGAACGCGGUAAACUAAUUAAUAGGAACUGGACUUCAAACAAUUUAGACACAGCGUCUAAAAGCGUAAAAACUACAUUGUCUACGUAAAGUGUGAGAGGAGACGGUGUAUUUUUAGUUAAAUUAUACAAUGUUCGCCAUCAAAGUCAUUCAUAUAAACUGCCUGUAAUGUGCGACAAAUAGUAGUUAACCGGCGCCAGCUCUUCAGUGACCUUAACGGGUCCGUACCUCUAGUACAGAUGCUACGGGUACGGGUCCGUACCUCUAGCAUCAACCUUCCUGUUCCCUGAAAAAGGCCUUUUCGUACAAUUCUGAAAUGUGCGUUUUUUUCAGUUUUGCAUAACCUUACCUUUUUUUUAACCUCUGGCAGUUCGUCACUUACUUUUGUACCAUUUCAAGCGAUUCAUUGGACUUGAACUACUUGAAUUUCAAUAAAAAACUGGAAAAUCUGGGGUGCUCUGAAGCAUUUGACCGGUAGUGCAUAUGGCAUAGCAGGCGCCAUGCUAUCAUGAAAAUCUUGACAGGCAUAGCAACAGCUGCCAAUGGACGGCGCUCAAUCUACUAUUUGGGGUGAAGCCAAAGACGCUAGCAGAAUGAAAAUUUUAACCACAAUAAAGCCUAUAUAAUAUAAUCGAAAGAUUAAAUACUCCUUGCCAAGCCAGUUUGCUUUUUUGCCACAUAAGCCACAGAUAAAAAAAAUCCAAAUUUGUUGAGUCUGAAAUUGUUCAUUCUACUCUUGCUAACUCUGUGAUUUCACUCUAGCGGACUACCCAUGACCGCUGGCCUUUUUGAUGCCUUAUUUACUGAGCUAUUGUUCUUUUCUGUUGCCCUACACAGGCGAUAUUAAGAGUAAAGUGUAUAUACAGGUAGUAUUUAUCUGUGUUCUUAAGGUGACCUCACAUCAACACCCUGAUUUUGUUACAUCCCCUCCAACAGUACCACCACUUUAAUUCCUUUAAGCAAAAGAAAGUCAUUUUGUCCUAAUAAAAAUAUCCUUUUAAAGUGUAAAUCCGAUGACCUGUAAAAGUUGAUGGGAAACAUGACAGUAUGGUUGUUAUUUAUUUGCAAAUUUGGGAUGUGAUUGGCUUACAAUUUGAUCAUUUUGGUUGUAUAAUUCGUUAUGUAAAAUUCUUCAUAAAUUUAAAGGUUAGACCAGCAUUGUGUGCUGCUUGAAUAAGAAUGGUGAACUGUGACAAAUGUCCUUUUUAUCUAUUCAUCACUCCCACUUUAGAAAGUUAUGUCAUUCCCCUACUUUCAAUUCUUAAAUCCCAGAUUUCUGUCACUUUUCAUCCUGUCAAGGUUAGCUAUGUGGGCUGGUUUGCUUGAUCUCAUAUACAGUGUUUGUUUCCAUUCCCCACCAGGUCCGUAUUGUAAAUGUUCUUGAGAGAUUCUCAUUUGAGACUUUCACCUCUCUCUCUUUGUCCUCCUCUCUCUCUUUCUUUCUCCACCGUACAAUGCUUAUUUGUCCCCAUGCCAGUUUCCUCUGCGUUGCUUGUUGUAAAGGGUGUAGGCAAUUCUAAUGUCUUUCAUGUUGCUGUAAUAAAUAUGCUAAUAUUUCUAAUUUCUCA